CGACGUGGUCGGCCGUGGGCUCAGGGCAGGCUUAGGCGAUUAGCAACCGGAGGCGUUUCCGAGGAGGUUUUGCUUGGUUUGGAUUGGGAGUCGCUGCUAGUGGGAUAGGCAUUCUGCCGCGACUGCAUUGCUCCCGUAUGGACGGUGGUUGCAGAUUUUCUGGUGGAUUUGGACAUUUCGUGCAUCAUGCGUGCGCGCCGUUCCUCCGGAAGCCUGCCGCCGCUGCUAGGAAACUCUGGGCGCAAAUUGAGUCCACCCGCGGUUUCGUGUGUUUGUCGUUGGAUUCUGUAGUUUGGUGGCAUGGUGUGCUUGGUUGAGGACAUGUCGAUUGGCUAUUUGGCUGCACCUUUUUUCCCAUUUUCCUUUCAGGUCCAUGUCUCCCAAAUUGGAUGCCUGCUGUUCUCUACUGCUAGUACAAGUUACUAUGCUUGUCAUUAACUCGAAUUGACAGCCCCGUCUUGAUAAGAGGCGAUUAGAUCACUAGAUCCAAUCUUCAGGUGAAAACGGUAAAAGUUAGCAACCUUUCAUUAAAUGUUUUGAAAAGAGAGCUCACAGAGUUCUUUAGUUUCUCUGGGGAUAUAGAAUAUGUUGAAAUGCAAAGUGAAUCUGAAUGGUCACAGCUUGCUUAUGUCACAUUUAAAGACUCACAGGGAGCAGACACUGCUGUUCUUCUCUCGGGGGCAACAAUUGUUGAUCGUGCUGUCAUUAUAACUCCUGCUGAGAACUAUCAGCUGCCUCCUGAAGCACACAAACAAUUAUCGGGAGCAAACGUCUCUACUGAAUCAGCAGUCAGGAAGGCAGAAGAUGUUGUCAGCAGCAUGUUGGCCAAGGGAUUUGUGCUCAGCAAAGAUGCUCUCAACUUGGCAAGAUCCUUCGACGAGCGUCACAAUAUCCUAUCCAAUGCUACUGCCACUGUUGCAUCUCUAGACCGCCAGUAUGGCCUGAGUGAAAAGAUCAAUCUGGGAAGGGCCAUUGUUGGCAGCAAGGUCAAGGAGGUGGAUGAACGCUACCAGGUCUCAGAACUCACAAAGUCUGCCUUGGCUGCUGCUGAGCAGAAAGCCAGCUUUGCAGGUUCUGCUAUACUGAGUAACCAAUAUGUCUCAGUUGGUGCCUCUUGGCUAACAAGUGCAUUCACUUUGGUAACAAAAGCGGCAGGUGACAUGACCUCCAUGGCCAAAGACAAGGUAGAGAGAGCCGAGGAGGAGAGAAAGGCCAUCAUGUGGGAGGAGAGGAAUGGGCUGGUGAGCGAUUAUGCAAAGAUCCAUCUUGACGAGCCCUCUUCAUGGGAGCCCGCAGUUCUGCCUUUGGAAUCAGUGGAUGAACAGAAGCUCCAGGCUGUCUGAUCCACAAAACCGAAUGCCAAUCGUUGUCGCACGUAAUUCUUUUGCAGCUCGUCCUAUAUAUAGAUUUAUUCUUUUUCGUCGAUGCAGUGGAUCAAAACAAAUGCGCUUAUCAGCCAUAGCGCCAUGUAAAUUUUCUGAAAGUUGCUCCCGUGUUAUUACCAGGUUUUCUUUCUUUCUUAGUUUGGAGAAAGAGUGGUGCUACCAGCAUUGCUGCUCUAAACUACUGUGUGUGUGUGAAUGGAGUACUACUGUACUUGUGUCUACUUGAGUACUACAGAAACAGAAUACAACUUCCUUCGUUAGAUACAGAUUGAUUUAAAAUUGA
This is a messenger RNA of Zea mays, 1668 nucleotides long. RefSeq lists its product as uncharacterized. The coding region runs from base 594 to 1343 and encodes 249 amino acids. NCBI's taxonomy places the organism in Eukaryota, Viridiplantae, Streptophyta, Magnoliopsida, Poales, Poaceae. Gene Ontology annotation, molecular function: RNA binding. The transcript has 5 exons. The record is from RefSeq and is a predicted model, not a curated record.